GAGGUAAAUCCUUUGGUGAGCGGAAUGUUUUGGUGAGAAGCGAGUGAAUGUUGUGAUGGCCGGGGAUUCUUCUCUUGGACACCAAAUGACUUACCAGAGGGUACUUGUCCACCUGAAACACGCAACUCGAGAUACUCGACCAGUACUGGCCAAAUUUACACAGUGUAUUGUGGAUUAUUUUGGUGCAACCCAUCUUCAGACUCCUGUUUAUGCUUGCCUGAAGAAUAAUUCUUUUAUAAUCAGCAAUGAAACUUUGGAUGACAGUCACAGCCGGCCAGUAUUUCUGAAACAUCCAUCCUUCUGUCCGAUAUUGAACCUAACGUCAGACCUUGAUGCAGCAACUAAAAGCAGAGGAAUUGAUGUUGGAGUUGCCGUUCUUCUUGAAAGUUCCGACGACAAAUUAUUGCUGUCCAGAAGAGCAAAUCACCUGCGUAUAUUUCCAGGUAUCUGGGUACCACCAGGUGGUCAUAUAGAAGCAAAAGAAACGAUCACUGAUGCUGGUGUUAGAGAGUUCUUUGAAGAGACGGGUUUCAAAAUAAAUCCAGAACAAUGUGAAGAUGAGAAAUUAAACCUUAUUUCACUUUGGGAAUCUGUCUAUCCGGCAAAGUUGACCUACGGAAACCCUAAAAGACACCAUGUGGUUGCGUAUUUACACAGCAAACUAAGGAGCAUGACUUCGAGUGAGGCAGAGGACCAUCUUCAGAUCGAACCUGACGAAGUCGAUGCUUGUGCCUGGUUUGACAGACAACAGAUUGCUUCCAUUGUAAGAUCAGAUGAAGAAGGAUUCGACUCCAAUGAGCAACAGAAUUCUUUGGACCCAGAAUCUCAUUUCAGAGCUCACAUAUUGAACGAGAAUAAAGAAAUGGUCACAACCCAACUACCGUUACUUCCUCUUCUGCAACUUGCAGACAAACAUAGUGAUUGCUCUCCAGGCAGGGUCAGCACCGGCACCAAAUUUGCUUUGCAACAAUGGUUGAAAAUAUCGAAAUGACACUGAACUGACGAAAUAAUUUUUAUUUAUGAUAUAAUUUAAUUAAAACAAAACCAGACAAUUUUAAAUUUCACUGAGUGGUUACCAGUCAAUGGUGUUUCUCCUGGCUGGGAAAUGUUCAUAAAGACAACUUCUUUGCUAUUGGAA
Octopus sinensis (East Asian common octopus) is the source of this 1138-nucleotide messenger RNA. Its product is annotated as nucleoside diphosphate-linked moiety X motif 17. The transcript is spliced from 7 exons. The record is from RefSeq and is a predicted model, not a curated record. Gene Ontology annotation, biological process: NADP+ catabolic process; NAD+ catabolic process. Gene Ontology annotation, cellular component: cytosol. NCBI's taxonomy places the organism in Eukaryota, Metazoa, Mollusca, Cephalopoda, Octopoda, Octopodidae. The coding region runs from base 56 to 991 and encodes 311 amino acids. Gene Ontology annotation, molecular function: NADH pyrophosphatase activity.